AUGAGUUCCUCAGAUCCCACCUCUCUGCUAGUGGCAGCAGCAGUCCCGGCAUUCAAAUGUCCUGCUGGGACAAAGAUGCACAUUCUGAACUUGGGCUCCCUUCAAGCAGAUGAAUCAUGGAUCUUCAGAGGUGGCAAUGCAAGCUCCUUGAGCAACCUUAAUCCAGUGAACAAACGUCGAAAUUUAGUGCUCCUUUCAGCUCUCAUUGAGUACCCUGGAGUUGGCCUUAUCCUUUAUGAGACGGGCUGUGCUGAGGAUCUAGACGUGAAAUGGCCAGCACCAGUCACAGAUGUCUUUCCACGAGUUGAAUACUCUGAGAACCAUAAGCUCCCUAAUGCUAUCAAGGCCACUGGGAACGACAUCAAGGACGUGAAAGCGGUAGUCAUUGGCCAUCUGCACCUUGAUCAUGCCGGAGGACUUGAACAUUUUGCGAACACGGAUGUCCCAAUCUAUGUCCAUGAAGAAGAGUUCAAGCACGCUUGCUGGGCGGUAGCAACCGGGGCUGACUUAGGUGUCUAUCUAGGGCACUAUAUGUUGCUCGAGGAGCUGAAAUGGAACACCUUCAACGAGUCACAACUCGACCUUUGGCAAGGUAUAACACUCCACCAUUCACCUGGUCACACACCUGGACUCUGCAUCAUGCAAGUCAAUCUUGCCAACGAUGGACCCUUUAUUUGGACCUCGGACCAGUUUCACGUUGCAGAAAACUAUGAUCUGGGUCAUCCCCACGGAGGCUUAGCUAGGGAUCACAAUGCGUGGUAUCGCAGUCUCAACAUGAUUCGCAGACUUCAAAGACUGUACAAUGCAACGUUGAUUUUCGGCCAUGACAAGGAGGUUGCAUACAAGCUCAUAAAUGCGAAGCCGUACUAUGAGUGA
This is a messenger RNA of Penicillium vulpinum, 876 nucleotides long. Its product is annotated as N-acyl homoserine lactonase family protein. The transcript has 3 exons. Bases 1 to 876 code for a protein of 291 amino acids. The record is from RefSeq and is a predicted model, not a curated record. NCBI's taxonomy places the organism in Eukaryota, Fungi, Ascomycota, Eurotiomycetes, Eurotiales, Aspergillaceae.